AUGACAGACAGACUUACUCAGCUACAAGUGUGUUUAGAUCAAUUAGUCGAACAAUUUAAUGCUACGGUCAACUAUGUCAAUACCAAUAGUGAACCAGGGUUAUUAGAUGAAGAUCCAUCGUCGGUAUCAAAUUUAGCUGCCAAUGCACCAAUACCGGGGGUUCAACAGCAACCGUCACAAGGAAGUGGAGGAGGAAGCAAUAAGCAAACAAAUGCUGGAAAUAGUGUGUCAAACCAACCAUCAGCUAAGGCAGAAGCGGAGUCAAAUUUUGAGAAUACGAUCAAUGAACUAUCGACGGACAUAAUACUUAAGUCAAGACAAAUAACGAUGCUUAUUGACUCAUUGCCGGGGAUUGGUGUGUCUCCUGAAAGUCAAUUGAAUAUGGUGGAGGAUUUGGCGAAGCAGCUAGAAGAAGUCGAGAAAGAGAGAAUCAAAAAAAUCGAAGAGAAAGAUAAGUUGUUGAAGUGGUGUGAGUCGUUGAUAGUAGAGGUGGCGACAGGGAUCUCCGAAAGCAGAGAAUAG
Messenger RNA from Debaryomyces hansenii CBS767, 522 nucleotides. RefSeq names its product Med21p (gene MED21). Gene Ontology annotation, biological process: regulation of transcription by RNA polymerase II. Gene Ontology annotation, cellular component: mediator complex. Bases 1 to 522 code for a protein of 173 amino acids. The record is from RefSeq and is a predicted model, not a curated record. Gene Ontology annotation, molecular function: transcription coregulator activity. NCBI's taxonomy places the organism in Eukaryota, Fungi, Ascomycota, Pichiomycetes, Serinales, Debaryomycetaceae. The transcript has a single exon.